ACUGAACAGUGAGAGAAAUCUCUGUGUUAAAAAGACACGGAGAUGAGCUUUGUGUUGCUGUGCGUGAUGCUGGUAGCCGGCGUGACGCCUACGUCUGCUGCAGCACAGCCGGGUAUCAUCGAGAGCCUCCUCAUGGCCACCCACCAGCGCCCCUGGCUCUGGGGUGUCUACGUCUUCACCGUCGGACUUCCUGCCAUUCUCUUCAUUAGCUUCAUGUGGCCUGACAAGAGAUUUGGUCCCCCUGAUCAACAGUAUUACUACAAGAAGUCUGACGAUGCUCAACCAGAUGAUCCUCAGCUCUCAAAGCGGACAGAGGCAGUGGAUACCAAAGGAAAGGCUGACAGAGCUGGAACGAGGAGGAGAGACACUCAUGGUAAUCAGACCUGAAGGAUCAUUGAUCAUCAGCGCUACGACCACAGGAGACGAAACACACAAGAGGAAGCCAUCACAUCUUUGAUGAGUGGAUGAAACUAGGAGCGUACAUGUUAAUCACAG
Cyclopterus lumpus (lumpfish) is the source of this 495-nucleotide messenger RNA. Its product is annotated as calnexin-like. The coding region runs from base 43 to 387 and encodes 114 amino acids. NCBI's taxonomy places the organism in Eukaryota, Metazoa, Chordata, Actinopteri, Perciformes, Cyclopteridae. The transcript has 6 exons. The record is from RefSeq and is a predicted model, not a curated record.